AUGCGGCCUGCGCCGGCGCUCCUCCUGCUCCUGGGCCUGGGCCUGGGCCUGCGCUGCGGCUGCCUCCCUCCGCCCCCCGCCCCCCGCGGCGCCCCCACCCCGGCUCUGGCUCCCGGAGCGCCCGCCGCUGCCCCUGGCGACGCGUCCCCGGCCCGGCCCCGCCCCCCGGCUCCCGGAGAGGCGGCCCCGCUGCGCUCCGCGCCCCGCAACCUGGGCCUCCGUCUGCUCCGCGGCCUCAGCCUGCGGCCACGCGUGGCCCCCGGCGGCGGCGGCGACGGCGGCGGCGGCGGCGGCGACGGCGGCGGCGGCGGCGGCGACGGCGGCGGCGGCCUGAGUGGUAGUGACCGCGGCCUCUGCUUCGGCCGCGGCCCCGCGCGGCGGUGGCCCUGGCGCUGCCUCCACGUGCGCGUCCGGCUCGGCGCACUUCGUGCCCGCCGCGCGGCGCCCACCCCCAUGGACCCGCAAUCCCCGCUGUGGCUCCGGCCUCUGGAACGGACCCUUCACCCCGGGCUGCUCGGCCCCACGGAUGCCUCCGCAGCCUCCAAGGUGUCCCCCCGCUCCAGUGGCCUUCACCCCUUCGUGGGCUUCGUGGCCCAAACCAAGUGUCCUAGAGAUGUCAACUCCAGCAGCUCGCAAGCAGGCGAGUCCUCAGAGCCCCGUCAGGCCUCCAGGCAGGUUGACUGCUCUAUCAGCAGGGUGCACAUCAACAGGACGCCGGGCCACCCCAUGGUGGUGUACACCCGGCGGAUGAGCAUCGACCUAAACGCCACCGCUGACUACCACUGCCCCAACGCUCAGGGCACUUAUUUUAUCUGGAAGGUCUACCCCGUGGCCUCUCUCUUCCACCAGCCGGACUGGAAGAAACCUUUGGUGGUGCCGGACCUCCAGUUAGGACAGGAUCCAACAUUCGUGCACAUCCCCCCAAAGUCGUUAGCUUUGGGGUUGUACGUGUUAAAUUUCUCACUGACCCUGGUCACUUACUCGCCAGUAUUCGCUAUCGUGAAAGACUCGGACAGCGUCCACGUCUCUGUCCUCGGUGACUUCCUGAAGGCGGUUCUUCUCGGGGACACCAACGAGACAGUGAAGUUCUCAGACCCGCUGGUUCUGAACGGAUCCACAUCCGCGGACCCAGAUUCGGACGACCCGCUGGAGGGACUCGUGUUCUCCUGGUACUGCACCACCAACACAAACAACUACAAUGGGGACCACAUAAACGUGAUCAGCAAGGACGUGUGUCUCCCGCAGCAGGUGGACCUCAAGCUGACCUGGGCCUCUGACCCUGUCCUGACAAUUUCCCCAGAGACACUCAGGGGAGGCAAAGUGUAUUUUUUCCGAAUGGUGGUAACGAAGGCUCCCAGGACUGCCUACACGGAAAAAACCGUCCACGUGCUCCCAGCGCCAGCACCCGCAGCAAGCAUUUCGUGUGUGGAAAACUGUGGCAGGAAUUUGGCUGUGUCGGAUCGGUUCUCUUUGUCUCUAAACUGUCCCAAUUGUGUCGGCAGCCGGGACGCCUACAGGUGGUCCCUCCAGCGGGCUUCGGGGGAAGAGAUCCCAUUUGAUUGGCCGGGGCAGACUUCGACGGGGAGGGACAGCGAUUCUUUGUCUAUAAAAGCUUUUGCUUUUAGUAAUUUUUCUGAAUCUCAGUUUUGGCUUGUUUUAAAUCUAGAAACUUGGGGUGGAGUGAACCUGACCCUCAGGCAUCCCUUUAUUGUGAACUAUGCCCCUCAAAUCGGAGAUUGCCAAAUUAAUCCAACGAGCGGGGUUUCGUUUUCCACUAAGUUUGUCGUCCAGUGUAAAAAUUUUCAGGAUCAGAACACCCCUCUGACAUAUAAGAUGAUAGUGUCCGAUUUGUACGAUGGUUUUGGCAAAAUCAGUUCUUUAACAGACAACACCUUGGGGACCAUCCUGUAUGUGGGCAACGACUUCCAGAGCCCCCCUUCCUUUCUCCCCGUCGGGCUGGAGAGCAGUCAGUUCGCCACGAAGCUCUUUGUCCAGGUGUAUGACACGCUGGGAGCCUUUUCUCAGGUGACUCUGUUCGCCACUGUACAGGCUCCUACCGUCCAGGCCUCCCCCCGGGCCAUACUGAACCAGCUAGUCAAUGUCAGCAGGGGACAAAAUUCAGAGAUCUCUACUUUGCUCCGAAAGCAGGAGUUUCUGCCCGCAGGUUACUUAAUGUACGUGGUGGCCUCCGUUCUGAGCAGCAUGAAACCCGACCCAGCGCUGCACGAGGACAAGGCCAUGCUCUGGGAACACCUGGUCAACCAGUCCUUCCUCCUCGCCAUGGACACUCUGAAUGGCAUCAACCAGGUGGUCACGGCUCUCGCCAAAGUAACCCAGAGGACGUCUGAAUUCCCUCAAGUUGCUCGGAAACCUGCCACGGACAGGAUUUGGCAGGCAAACCAAGCCUUCCGGCAGCAUCAGCAGAGAGGUCAGGACUUGUACUCGGAACAAAUAGAAACCAUGAGCACCGGGAUACUAACGGUCGUGUCCAAUGUCCUUAAAAUGGCCGAUCGUUACGUGAUUUUUGUCGACCCUUUCCGUGUCAUACAGUCUCUGGCAGAGACGGUCCUGGCCGGCAAAGUGCCGGACGACGGAACCACCGUGAUGAGCAGCCCCAGCUUCAUCGCGUACGUCGGGAAAGUGGAAAAGUGGGCUGUUUCCAACAAAGUCCUAGGCAGCGAGAGAGACUGUCGAAAUUGUUUCCAGCCGACACUCAACGUGAGCAGCAAUCCCCUUGUGCCGGCAAACGCUCCGGUCUCCAUGGUGUUCUGCGAGUUUGCAGAUGACCCCUUCCCGUGGCUGAAUUACCAGGAGAGCCUUCCGCUAGACGUGGUUGGAUUCCGAUUGACGGGAACCAUGGCCAACGGGGACGAAACGGAGGUCACCCCCGACGUGGUGGACGUGUACGUCAGCAGGCGGAACUUGAGCUCCGCGGCCUUCAACCUCACGGUGGGCCCCGACCAGGAGCCCGAGAACCCGAACGAGUCCGCCAGGCAGACGACAGGGGCGUUCCGCUUCCAAGUGGACAGCCGCGAGGUGCGGGAGCUGCUGGUUCACAUCGUGACGGAGGUGACCGUGCAGUUCACCGUGCUGGUGUACGCCGGCUGGGAGAUCACCCCCUCCGCCUUGGUCGCCACCUUCCUGGUGCCCCACGAUAUCCCUCCCAUCGCCAACCACAGCGACCUGUUGGACCUGGCCUGUGCCGUGAGCGUGGCCCGCCUCGUUUGCCUCCCGCCGUCCCUGCUGCAGGUCAUAGCUCAGCGGGGCCAGUCGCCGGAGUGCGUCAUCAUCGUGGCUUUGAAGGCGCCUCAUUUUGUCUUGCAGCCCAGUAACAAGCUGGUGAGGGUUUCUCUCUUCGGGGUCCACUGCCUGGACAUGAACGGGAUCCAGAGCGACUGGAGAGAAGACAUCUGUGUCCUUGGGGAGAAGACCACCUGGGACCGGGUGCACUGUGUCUGCGGGAAGGCCAGGCGGGCCCGGCGGCAGCUGGCCACCAUCCCCCUGCACUUCCGCCACCUGACAGCCAAGAUGGUCGUGCCGCCGAACCCUGUGGACCUCCGGUUAGAGGUCAUCAAGGAAGUCACCCACAACCCCGUGACCCUCUUGGUCGUCCUUUUCAUUCUGUUCAUGUACUCCAUCCUGGCGUUCUGGGCCUUGCACAGAGACGAAACGGACCAGUUUCUUCGGGACUAUGCCAUCGUCCUCCCGGACAACGACCCUUACGACAACACAUGCUACCUCGUCACUGUCUUCACAGGAAGUCGCUGUGGGUCCGGGACCAGGGCCAAUGUCUUUGUCCAACUUACCGGGACCCGGAACACCAGCGAUGUGCAUUGUUUAAGUCACCCCCAGUUUAAAACUCUCUACCGGGGCAGCGUCAACACUUUCCUCCUGACGACCAGCAGGAACUUGGGGGACAUCCAGUCCAUCCGCGUGUGGCACAACAACGAGGGCCGCGCCCCCAGCUGGUAUUUAAGUCGCAUCAAAGUGGAGAACCUGUUCAGCAGGCACAUCUGGCUGUUCAUGUGUCGCGAGUGGCUUUCUAUCGAGACCUCUUUGGACAGGACGUUUCCCGUCACCGACCCCAACGCGCCGCUGCGGAGAAUGGACUUCUUGCUCAUCGAUGGGACGUACAAGCUGGGGAAGAAUCACAUAUGGUUCUCCGUGUUUGCCGGCGUCAUUGCCCGCGGCUUCAACCGGCUGCAGCGGCUGUCCUGCUGCCUGACCAUGCUGCUGUCCACCCUCCUGUGCAACAUCAUGUUCUUCAACCUGGACGCGGAGGACAAGUCCAAGUCCCGGGAGAGCCAAUACGUCAGGUCGAUGGUCAUCGGCUUGCAGAGCGUCAUGAUCACCCUCCCGGUGCAGUUUAUCAUCUGGGGGCUGUUCUUCUACUCCCAGAGGAGACCGCAGGCCACCCUGGACGAGGUGGCACCUCAGGAGCACCCCGAGGCGGAAAAGGCGGCCGGCCACUGGGAGGAGCGGCUGGAGAAGUGGUACGCCCAGGAGACGGCCGCGGAGGCGCGCUCCCAGGAGGCCCCCGGCCAAAAAGCCCAGCCGUCCCAGAGGCUUAAGGGGCGCCAGGAGUCUCUUCCCCUGGCGGCCCCCAAACCAGAGCUCCCGCCUAAGAAAAAAGAAAGCAAGGGCGCACCCAAACCCACCCUGCACACGGACACCAACGCCAACACCGGAAAUGUGGGCGGCAGUCCCGAGGCACCCUCCGGGCCGCCGCCAGCGCCGCCGCCCCCGCCGCCGCUGUCGCUGUCGCCACGGAAAUCCAGGACCAUGCUGCCUCCGUGUUGCAAGUGGAUCGCGUGGUUCUUGGUGUUCGCCACUUCCGGGGUGUCCUCGUUCUUCAUUGUGUUUUACGGCCUCACCUACGGCUAUCACAAGUCGAUUGAGUGGGUCUUCGCCUCGUUCUGUUCCUUCUGCCAGUCCGUUUUCCUGGUGCAGCCGCUGAAAAUCAUCCUCCUGACAAGCAUUCGAACCAACAGGCUCAAGUACUGCAAAAACCUCCCCUGGAUCAGCAGCUACCGCUACACCGAGGUCCAGCUGCAGGACCUCUGGCUGCACCCCGAGGAGAUGCGCCAGCGGCACCUGUACGUCGCCUACCUCCGGGCCAGCAGGAUGUACCAGCCUCUCACGCCAGACGAAGUGGACAUUUUCCGAAGGAAGAGGGCGAUCAAGAGGAGAGCCCUGCUCUUCCUGGGCCGCUUCCUCGCUCACUGCCUCUUGCUGGCCCUCCUGCUGGGCCUCGCCACCUUCCUCCGCCAAACGGACAGGUUCCGCUACAACCAGUUCAUCCGCGGCCGCUUCUCUGCGGAGCUCGCUGCCGUCACCAAGCUGGACGACAUCUACCCCUGGCUCGACAGCGUGCUGCUGCCCCUGCUCCACAACGACCCCCGCCCAACCUUCCUUCCCGACAGCUCCUCCAAGAUCCUCGGCCUCCCGCUGAUGAGGCAGGUGAGGGCAGCGCCUGGCCCCAGGGCCUGUCGGCCUGCCCGGCACUUUCCGCCCAGCAGCAUCGAAGGAGAGAUUCGCUGCCAUCCCAAACACGGGGCCGACCCGGAGGACACCGCCGACCACCCCGGCUUCUGGAAGAAAGUGGACAAGCGGCAGGCAGACAAGAACGCCAAUGGCUUCACCUAUAAGCCUCCGGAGAAGCGGUGGGUGUACCACUCUUACGGGCUUCUGCACACCUACGGCUCGGGGGGGUAUGUUUUCUAUUUCUUCCCAGACCAGCAGCGCUUCAACUCCACGCUGAGGCUCAGGGACCUCCAGAGCAGCCGCUGGCUGGACGAGAAGACGUGGGCGGUGAUCCUGGAGCUGACCACCCUGAACCCGGAUGCGGGGCUGCUCGGCAGCGCGGCCGUCCUGUUUGAGGUCUCCCAGCUGGGCGUGGUGAACGCGAGCACAUCCGUGCACUCCUUCGCCCUGGCUGAUCUCAACAUAGGCAGGUCGGCGGAGGCCUACCUGUACGUGGCCGUUCUCGUGGUUUUCAUUGUCUACGUCGUAUACGAGGGCUACGUCCUCAGGAAGAAGGGACUCUUCUACAUGGCCAGUGCGAGCCACUGGUCCAACUUGGCGCACGUGAGCAUCUUUGCCGUGUGGAUCGUGCUGUUCCUGAGGAAGUACUUCCUGGCCACUGCCGUCAUCCAGUUCUACACAUCGAACCCCAUGGACUUCAUUCCCUUUCGCGCCGUGGCGCAAACGGACCGCUACACGGAGAUGGCGUUGGGCCUCCUGCUGUUCCUGACCAUCAUGAAGACCCUCCGCUACCUCAGGUUCUUCUACCACGUGCGCCUGGCCCAAGGGGUCAUCCAGACGGCCCUGCUCGGCAUGUGCCACGCGGCGCUCCUGGUGUGCGUGUACGUCCUUCUGUUCGUGGCUCUUGGCCACCUGGUGUUCGGCCAGCACGAAUGGGGCUACAGCAGCGUGGUCCACGCCACGCAGACCGUCUUCUCCUACUGCACCGCAGCUUUGCGGGACGAGGAAUUUUCCAGCAACAGGGCCCUCGGCAUCCUGUUCCUCGCAGCGUUUGUGCUGCUGCUGAUCUGUGUGCUGAUCAACCUGCUCUCGGCUGUGAUCCUGUCUGCCCACAGGGCCCUGCGGCAGCCCGUGUACGAGGAGCCUUCGCAGGAAGCGGAAGCCAUCGUCUACCUGUACGACAAGCUCCGGACGGGCUUCGGCUUCCUGUCCACCCAGCCCCAGGACCCAGGCGAGCGGCAGCCCUUGGUGGACAUGCUGUACGGGAAGCCGGAGAAGCACAGCCGGCACUACCGGGGGCUGAAGACCAGGAACAUCAACGAGAGGAAGGUGGUGUACCUGGUGGUGUGA
Molecule: messenger RNA, 6834 nt
Organism: Pipistrellus nathusii (Nathusius's pipistrelle)
Lineage: Eukaryota; Metazoa; Chordata; Mammalia; Chiroptera; Vespertilionidae
Source: the annotation of a GenBank genome assembly